Molecule: messenger RNA, 861 nt
Organism: Mizuhopecten yessoensis (Yesso scallop)
Lineage: Eukaryota; Metazoa; Mollusca; Bivalvia; Pectinida; Pectinidae
Product: putative deoxyribonuclease TATDN2
Exons: 1
Coding region: 1-861 (286 amino acids)
Molecular function (GO): hydrolase activity, acting on ester bonds
Source: RefSeq, a predicted model, not a curated record
AUGCCAAGACCACCCGGCCGAUCGGAGGAGGUAGGUUCUGCGCCGGCUAUGUGCUCCUCUGUCGAUGGUGGUGAUUCUGCCUCCAGAGGACCAAGUCCGCCUGUGCGCCCCCCACCAGUGGCAGUCUAUGACUGCCACUUCCACCUGGAUGCUCUGUUAGCGAAAGGCAGGGCAACCUCCUUCGCUGACUUAGCAGCUCAGGAGGAAGGUGGGGACGUAGUCCUUCUGGGCGGGGUGGCCAAUUAUGCCUAUCCCGACAGCUGGUCUAGGCGCCAGGGCCAGAUGGCUGGUGACCCAAGCGUCAAGGUGGCCAUUGGCCUGCACCCUCAUAAAGUGGGGAGGGGACGCCCCCUGAUGGCUUUCCUGCAGCAGCUGCGGGACCCGGCCUGUACAGCUUUAGGGGAGGUAGGCAUCGAACUGACCUCCAAUUGUAGCUGUGCGGGCCGGUGUCCCAAACCUGCAGAAUGCUGGCAGCAGGUCACCAGGGAUCAGGUCACCACCUUGACCCCUGUCCUGCAAGGGGCUGUGGUUGAGGGUGGUGGCCGACCGGUGAUUAUUCACUGCAAAGAUGGGGGCAGUGGCCGGGCAGCGCAGAAGGCCCUCGGAUGUUUCCGAAGGGUGCCAGGGGCCUCCACGCUGGCGGUGCAUUGGCACUGUUUCACUGGGUCUGUGGAGGAUAUUGAGGCUUGGCGGCAGCUGCUUCCGAACCUCCAUAUCGGGGUGACGGUUCUAUCCCUAAGAGCCCCCUCCACGCGACUGGCCCUGGGAGGCAUUGACCCUAGCAGAUUACUGCUGAGUCGGAUGCCCCCUACUUGGUGCCUACGGGAGCCGGGGUUGGAAUCAACAGCCCCUGGCUCCUAA